GCCUGCCUUUGAAACUCGGCGCCUCUUUUCGCUGGGCCCUUCAGGUGCCGUCUCUUCCAGACUUUCGCGCUCUUUUUCUCCCCUUGGCCUGCGCCUAAAAAUAAUACGUCCCCCAGCCUUGGGGCUUACCUCUACCUAAUACAUCUGUUGUUCCCCUGCCCUUCGCUCUUUUUCGGUUCCUGCUUUUAGAGACCACCCCCUCCCGCUCUCUCGCUUCUCUCGCGCUGUGCUCCCCCAUUUACAAAUUCUUGUAACUGAACUGGACCUGGACCUGGACCUGGGGGGCUUGGCUCGAACUUCCAUUUAAGCCAAAGGGGGCCUAGAAGCCUCUGCCAAGAAUUUCCAUCCCGUCUACUUCAGGACCCUUUAACAUUUACAUCACUUACAUCUGCAUUUGAUUUGAGCCUCACUCACUACAGAUCAAUUCAUUUUGCUUCUUUCGACAAUUGAUUACCUAACACUUCCAGUAUUGAAUGAUACCGCGAUAGAUGCCUUCCGCUCUGCAGGCCGACAUGGACAUGGAUCCCGCCGUUGUCGGCCUCCCUACCACAACAGCCAUCACAGGCCUUCUCGACGUCGGCGCUGCUGCCAUCGACAUCCUCAGCGACCUCAACAUCUCACCACAGCACGACACCGCCAUCCUCAACAUCCUCCUCCGCGAGGUCAAGGAGUGCCGAUCCUCCGUCCACGCCUUCUACAAGACCCUCAACCUCAUCGAGAACAACCAGAUCCCCUUCCCUGCCCGCGCGGCCUGGAUCUCUCUCGACACCCUCGUCGCGACCCUCACAGACACCGUCCUCGCUUUCACCCGCCUCUCGUCGCUAUGUUGUGCGCUCGACGAGCAGUCCAAUAGGUCUACGCCUGAAGAUGCCGCUAAGCAGUUCGAGAAGAGGAUCAAGGCGCUGUGUGCCAGGUUGAGAUGGCAUAAUCUUUCGUAUGCUAUGAUGAUGACUAUAGUGAACUGUCCGGGAGAAAAGGACGCAAAGAACAGUCGCGACGAGCUGGCGCAUCGCGUUGCGAGACUUCUCACAUUCAACGUCAACCUCUCUGCUAGAUUACGACAGAGUCGCCCCGGAUCCUCGGCUGCCAAGACAACGGGACCGGGAGCCCAGACCCCCGAUAGCCCCGAGAUCACCCCCGCCAAUGUGGGGCACAGACCCGCCCCUUACUCCGGAACCCUCUCAAAGCUCACCACCCCGAAGGCUCUAUCCAAGGUCAUUCUGCCUAUCGAGCUGAGGGAGCUUCGUGAUGAUUUUGAAUACUACACCGAGAUGAUCCCCUCGCAGACCGGAAGCUGUGAGUUUCCAACGGGUGGUGUCUUGAUGGGAACGCCAUAUGAUCUCGCUUCAGCACGAUGAGACCCAUCAUCAAUCAGUAACUAUCAAUCUAUCCCUAGCGGAUAAUCAUCUUAUCAGAUGAAAACUUGCAAAGUCGGUGUUUAGGUGGGAAAUAGUGCGAGGCAUUUCAAGCCAUGUAUGGCUACAGGACCGGUUGGGGGCUUAGACGGGCAUUUUACCAAACGGUUAUUACGUGUAAUGAUGUUUUUUGUUUCUUGAUUCGUUUCACUUGGAGUCGAUUUAGCUAGGCAUUUGCAAUUUCAACGUAGAGAUAUCCAUUCAAAUUAAUCAAUCACCCAUUACUCAUUGUGCUAUA
Molecule: messenger RNA, 1653 nt
Organism: Fusarium odoratissimum NRRL 54006
Lineage: Eukaryota; Fungi; Ascomycota; Sordariomycetes; Hypocreales; Nectriaceae
Exons: 2
Coding region: 489-1358 (289 amino acids)
Source: RefSeq, a predicted model, not a curated record